AUGAUCGCAGAGAUCAAUGCAACUUGUAGUUUUCUUCAAGACUAUAGCGGUAAUGGUGAAAUUUCAAAAGAAAAUGAUACUUUCAGUUCAUUAUCCACCUCUCUGUGUCUCUCUCUGGGCAGUCUCUCUAUUCAUCCAUCUGUUUCUCUCUACCCGUCAGCUCAUUAUCCAUCAUUCUCUCUUUGUGUUAAGUGUCCACCUUUCAGCUCAUUAUCUAUCAAUCUAUCCGUCAGCUCAGCCCCUCUCUCUCUCUUUGUGCUAAUUAUGCAUCUCUCUCUCUCACUCUCUCUGAAUAUUCAUCAAUCUCUCUCUUUUUACAUAUCCGACGACUCAUUAUCCAUCUCCCUCUCUGUUUAUUAUCUACCGAACUCUCUCUCUCUCUCUGUGCUAAUCAUCCAUCCAUCCAUCAUAUCUCUCUCACUCUUACUCUCCGCUUAUUAUCCAUAUUUCUUUCUCUCUCUCUCUCUUUCUCUGGUCAAUGUUCAUCACUCUCUCUUUAUAUAUCAGUCGGCUCAUUAUCCAUCUCUCUCUCUGUUCAUUAUCCACCCAUCUCUCUCUCUCUCCGCUAAUUAUCCAUCCAUCACCAUCACUCUCUCUCUCUCUCUCACUUUCUCUCUCUAUCCUUCAACUCACAAUCCAUCUUUCUCUUGCUCUGUGCUAAGUUUUCAUCUCUCUCUCUCUCUCUUUCCUGAUUUCUGCUCAAUAUCCACCCUUUCUUUCUGA
Molecule: messenger RNA, 723 nt
Organism: Acanthosepion pharaonis
Lineage: Eukaryota; Metazoa; Mollusca; Cephalopoda; Sepiida; Sepiidae
Source: the annotation of a GenBank genome assembly